AUGGAGGGCCUCAGGUUGGUUUCAGGUACUGUGUACUGGAGAGGCAAUGGAGCUAACCAUGUUGAUGAUCAUGGCGCUAAUGUCGGCCUUUGUACUUUCAGCCUUGUUCUUGAUGCCUGCUUGGGCUUCUCCACAGCCAAUGGAUGGAAUUCCGGGAAGCCUGGGGUGGCCGUUUGUCGGAGAGAGUUUCUCCUUCAUAUCAGAGUUUUCAAGUGCUGCUGGUAUUUACAGCUUCAUCGAGAAGAGACAUCAGAGUUCAUGACUGGGAGAGAAGCAGCAAAGAUUUUACUAACAGGCAAAGAUGGAAUGGUGAGCUUGAACCUCUUCUAUAGUGGGAAGCAGUUCAUAAACACUUUGGCCAUUGAAACAUUAGAUCAGUGGCCCAGACGAACAAUCUUGAUUCUUGAAGAGGCUUCCACAUUCACACUUAAGGUGAUACAUGAUCAUGAGCUUAGAGCCUUCCGGGGAGGAGCAAGAAAAAGUCCAAGCCAAUUUCAAAAUAACUUCUUCCUCAUUUGCAUCUUUGCCUCUGAAUAUCCCGGGAACUGCUCUUCAACAAGUCAAUAUCCCGGGAACUGCAACUUGAACUUAUAUUCAAAGGGAAUGCUUUUGGAAAUGGCACUGAGAUGGUAUUGUUGCAUCAAAUCAGGCACGCGAUCAGAUGUACAACAUAAGGAAUGGAGAAAGCUUCCGACAAGACUUCUUAGAAUCCCUGAUAAGAAGCACAGUAAAGAUGACUCAGAAGGAGACGAUGAUAAACUUACAGAUACACAAUUAAAGGACAACAUACUAACCCUGUUAGUUGCUGGUCAUGAUACCACAACUGCUGCUCUAACAUGGCUCAUCAAAUUCCUUGAUGAAAAGCCUGCUGUAUUGGAACGUCUCAGAGUAAUACUUCUUAGAAUCCCUGAUAAGAAGCACAGUAAAGAUGACUCAGAAGGAGACGAUGAUAAACUUACAGAUACACAAUUAAAGGACAACAUACUAACCCUCUUAGUUGCUGGUCAUGACACCACAACUGCUGCUCUAACAUGGCUCAUCAAAUUCCUUGAUGAAAACCCUGCUGUAUUGGAACGUCUCAGAGAGGAACACGGAGAGAUUCUAGGAACGAGAAAGAAUAGAUCAUGUCUCAGCUGGUCUGAACUCAACAACAUGCCUUACACCAGCAAAGUUAGCUGCACCCUGAUAAAAUUUUGUUUAUCAUACCAACAAACACAUCUAUGUACUAGAAAUUCAGCUAAUCGAGAAUUCGUGUCAUUUUUCAGAAAAGCAGCACAGGACUUCGAGAUAGAUGUUAUGAGAUACAAAAUAAGAAAAGGAUGGUCAAUCAACUGGGAUGUAGUGUGUAUUCACCAUGACCCGGAAAUUUUUCCUGAUCCCCAGAAGUUUGAUCCCUCUAGAUUUGAUGAGCCCAUGAAGCCAUUCAGCUUCCUAGGGUUCGGAAACGGACCGCGAAUGUGUCCUGGAAUCAACCUGGCUAAGCUGGAAAUUUCUGUUUUCAUUCAUCAUCUUGUCUGCAAAUACAACUGGAGACCUUUGGAGAAAGAUGACUCUGUCCACCCAACACUAAUCAGAAUGCAAAAGAACAAGUACCCAACCAUGGUUGAGCAGCUUUAA
Ilex paraguariensis (yerba mate) is the source of this 1617-nucleotide messenger RNA. NCBI's taxonomy places the organism in Eukaryota, Viridiplantae, Streptophyta, Magnoliopsida, Aquifoliales, Aquifoliaceae. The record is from the annotation of a GenBank genome assembly.